AUGAUGUCUUCAAUCUGGCUGUAUAUUAAAGACAGUUUCAUUCUAACUGUCCCUAUUAUUGCCUACUGUCUCCUCAAUCUGAUUAUCAGUAUUCGACUGUAUUUAUUUCCUAUCUAUAAAAGUCUGAAGAACGAGGUGAUCUUGAUAACUGGUGCUGGGAAUGGAUUGGGUCGAUAUUUAUGCGUAGAAUUUUCAAAAUACUGUCCAAGUAUUCUAGCCUUGGAUAUUGAUGAAAAAGGAUUACAUGAAACCGCUGAAUUAGUGUCCACUGUCACUGGAUGCUCAAUAAAAACGUAUACGUGUGAUUUGAAAGAUAAACAAGCAGUUGAUAAAAUCACUGAAUUGAUCAUUCAGCAAUAUGGUGGAAUCACAGUGCUAGUAAAUAAUGCUGGUAUUCUCAAAGGAGGACCAUUUCUAAAAGGUACUAUGGAAGAUUUUGAAGAUAUGCUCAAGGUGAAUACACUUGCUCAUUAUCAGCUAAUCAAAGCAUUUUUGCCAUCUAUGUUGGGCAGUGGAGAUAAUUGGCAGUUCAGCGAACAACAUCGAAAGACGCCACAUGGUCAUAUUGUUUGUAUAUCAUCUGUUUCUGCUGUAAUGCCUUUUCGUGGUUUACCUCUUUAUGGUUCUUCGAAGGCUGCAGCCUUAUCACUGAUGGAGUCAUUAGAACUGGAGCUUGCAAGUGUGGGGAUUACAGAUCAAAUUUGUAUAACAAAAGUAUUACCCUAUCUGAUCAAUACUAGUUUGAUUGGUGGAAUAAUUGGAAGCCGUUCCAAUAUAUUUCCUAUCAAUGAUACUGUUUGGUGUGCAAAGCGGAUUGUUGAAGGUGUUUUAAAAAAUGAACGAGUCAUUUACAUUGGGAGUUGUAUGCGUUUCUUUGCAAUACUGAAACUGUUAUCACCAAUGUAUGCAUACCGUUAUGUGAACAAAGUAAUGUCUGCCAGUGUUAUCUAUGCAAAGAAACCAUGCAACAACUGA
Messenger RNA from Trichobilharzia regenti, 975 nucleotides. NCBI's taxonomy places the organism in Eukaryota, Metazoa, Platyhelminthes, Trematoda, Strigeidida, Schistosomatidae. The record is from the annotation of a GenBank genome assembly.